Messenger RNA from Trichoderma harzianum CBS 226.95, 2565 nucleotides. Its product is annotated as glycoside hydrolase family 18 protein. Gene Ontology annotation, biological process: carbohydrate metabolic process. The transcript is spliced from 13 exons. The record is from RefSeq and is a predicted model, not a curated record. Bases 1 to 2565 code for a protein of 854 amino acids. Gene Ontology annotation, molecular function: chitin binding; hydrolase activity, hydrolyzing O-glycosyl compounds. Lineage: Eukaryota; Fungi; Ascomycota; Sordariomycetes; Hypocreales; Hypocreaceae.
AUGUUAUUUCAGACGUUGGCUCUGUUCCUGCUGUCUUUACUCCCAUCAAUUGUUGUGGUUCAGGCACAGAGUUGUAGUGCUUCCAAUCCAUGCAAGACUGGAUGCUGCAGCAAGUUCGGAUUUUGUGGACUUGGCCCAGACUAUUGUGCUUCAAAAAUCUGCGUUGCAAACUGUGACAGGAAAGCGGAGUGCGAUCCUGGCGGUUACGGAGCCGCCUAUGUCAACCAUACAACAUGCCCUCUCAACCCUUCAUGUUCUACUACGUUUCACAAGUUCGAGCGCGUUGUGGGCUACUAUGAGGGCUGGGCAAUGCAACGCAAGUGCAAUGUUUUCAAUCCAGAGAAGAUCCCUCUGGGUGUUUACACGCAUCUUAACUAUGCCUUUGCCACAAUAGAUCCCAAGACAUUUGAAGUGCUGCCGGCCACGAUAGAGGAUCAACAAGAUACUUACGAUCGAGUCACAUGGCUAAAGAAGAGAGAUCCUGAUCUGAAAGUAUUUAUUGCUAUCGGAGGGUGGACUUUCAACAAUGAGGGUCAACCAACCAGAAACACAUUCUCAAACAUCGCCAAUAACCCGCAGAAUCAAAAGGCAUUCAUCAAAUCUCUGAUUAGCUUCAUGUCUACGUAUGACUUUGAUGGCGUUGACUUGGACUGGGAAUAUCCAGAGGCCCCGGACCGGUACCUCCAGCACUUUGAUAUUAAAAAGAUGGCAAAAAUUGUCGACUUUUUCAACGUGAUGUCCUACGACCUACACGGUGUUUGGGAUAUCCCAAACAAAUGGGUAGGGCCUUACCUGAAUGCCCACACCAACUUGACUGAGAUCAAAGACGCACUUGAUCUUUUGUGGCGGAAUAAUAUCCCCUAUGAUAAAGUGAACAUGGGUCUGGCGUUUUAUGGCCGUGGAUUCACAGCAGCUGACCCCAAAUGCCUAACUCCUGGUUGUCGGUACGCAUCCGGCUCAGAAUCGUGGAUGUGCAGCCACGAAGUUGGAAUCGUCUUCAACUCCGAGAUAUCUGACAUCAUGCAAUCGCAAAAUGUCGCACCUGUUCUAUAUAAAGAUGCAGCCGUGAAAGUUCUCACGUAUAAUACUGACCAGUGGGUGGCGUUUGAUGAUGAGGAAACACUAGGUCUGAAGUUGAAUUUCGCAAAAUCUAAAUGCUUGGGAGGUGUCAUGGUCUGGGCCGUAUCCCACGAUACCGAGAAUGCGACUUAUUCAACCGCGUUGGGAAAACUUGCUCAAAGAUCCACGACCUCACUAAUCAACAUUGGAAUCGACAACGGAGUGCAUCAGUAUGAGCGUGUUCAGAACCAUCCACAGUGCAAAUGGUCUAAUUGUGGCGAAGGUUGUCCUUCUGGGUGGUCCCCAAUUCAACGGAGCGAUCCCGAUGCGCGCAAUGGCGAGAUCAUGAUCGACGACCAGGGUUGUGAAGGCCAAGGUUCUCAUUAUCUGGUGUGGAAUGACAACAUAUUCGCGUUAUCCUUGGCCAGUGGAUUGCUAUGCCAGACGCAGGUGCAAGGUGGCUACUGUAAGGCUUUAGCUGACGACCCUGAUGCUGGAUUUCUUGAAAAGCGAAUUGCGACCAGGAGAUUUGUUUGGUCAACAAGUGUGGGAGCAACCACAUACGGAAGAAACCUUGUUUCUCAACCUUACCGUCAAGUAAACGAUUGGUCCAUCCUUAAUGAAAGAACCAUCGAGAUCUAUGGACAAGUCUUCCUUUUCCCCGGCCCAGGCUGCACAAACUUCGUCCUCCGUGUAGAGAAUAAGGUAGCCCAAAGGAGAAAGGAUCCCUUGACCAAUACAGUUACCGAGCAUCUCGUUGAACUGCAAACGGUACCUAUGUGGUACACAGCUGCAAUCCAAGGCGUUUUAGCUACUGCGCCGGGUGUCACGGCGCUCCCGAACCCAGCCGGCCCUAUAGAUCCCUCAUUUUUCACGGUUACCUUGCCCCUCCCAAAUGCACCUUUUAACUUCAAUCCUCCUCUCCCACCUCCGACUGGUGGUCAGCUGUUGUCUACAUUGGAGGCCCGAUUAUUCAAUGCUCUGGGUAGCGUAGCAAAUGAUUUCAGCUUCGUUCUCGCAGAUGCUGACUUGAACUGUCUUAAGGAACUUCUUUGGGAUGACGACACGAGAAACGUUAUUGAUCAACGGGUGAUGAGAGAUUUGACCAGCUCAACAGAUCCUGAAACUGCAGCUAUCGGACUGAACAGUGUUCGUAAUGUUGUGGCAGUCAUGAGCUUUCUCAACCAUCCAACAGUACACGGUAAUAUGGCAACAAUCAUAAUGGACUUCCGAACAGAGUUGAAAAGAGCUGAAGACGUUCAUGAAGGGAGAACAGGGAGAACCGUUGCAGCAGUGGAUAGUUUCGACAACUAUUUCAAGAGCCUGAUGACAAGAAUCAAUACGCGAAUUGGGACUUUUGCAACGCGGUGGUUAAAUACAAUUGACGCCACAUGGAGUAAUGUUAACACUCCAGAUGGAAUUCAAAUCAGGACUUACAGUGCCUCCAUACGCACCGAGGCUCAAAAUGCAGAGGUCAAUACCGAGGGAUUCUUUGAUGAUAUAUGA